GUGAAUACAGACAACUUCCAAACAGCUCUGUACUCGAGUACAGGUACACAGGACCCUCACGAGCGCGGAGAUGACGACACAAAACGCGCACAUAUGCACGCCACCGCCGCUGCAACUUCCACCGCUGCAAGCUCGACCGCUGCAAGCUCAACUGCUACUAAGUACCCUUUGGUACCAAAAGAAACACAACGCCGCAUUGUACGACCAGAGCUAUUCCAGCUUAUGAAAAAAACACCUUUGAUUUUCUCGUCGUCUGUAAUAAGAAAGAGGAGCACUGGUGUUGAGUGCGCUGCUGCAUGUGACUCAGCUCGUGCAGCCUUGGUAUACGAUGCCGAUUUUCGAGAACGUAUUGAGAUCAUGGCUUGGAAACGGCUGUGUUUUGAGAUGCCUAACGUACAACCAUGGAAUAAGUUGAGCGACAUACCGGCCUCUGUCGGGGAGCAGAUGGAAGCUAUAGGCUGCAUGCUCACUAUCUGAUGUCAAAUCUGCAACGCAUUUGAGCACAUAUCACUUCGACAUGGAUCGGUGCUAGCAAUCGGC
Molecule: messenger RNA, 540 nt
Organism: Dothidotthia symphoricarpi CBS 119687
Lineage: Eukaryota; Fungi; Ascomycota; Dothideomycetes; Pleosporales; Dothidotthiaceae
Exons: 2
Coding region: 94-477 (127 amino acids)
Source: RefSeq, a predicted model, not a curated record